AUGGUAGAAGGUGGUGUGGCCAUUGUUAAAUACAUACUUUUCCUCUCGAAUCUCGUGUUAUGGGUGGCCGGCUUGGGUUUGAUCAUAACGGGCACGGUGAUGCAGCUCAAAUUCCAGUACAUAUUCGACUUAUUAGGAGACGAUCGAUUAGCGACGCCGCAUGUGCUCAUCGCACUCGGCUUUAUGUGCACUCUGCUCGGAUUUUUGGGUUGCUGUGGAGCGAUCCGUGAGAACUAUUGCCUCACCGUCUCUUUCGCUGUCCUCUUAGCGCUUGUGAUGAUGGUCGAAACAGCGGCGAUCAUUGCUGGUUAUGCACUUAUUGAUCCACUUGAGAAAAGCUUUGGAAAAGAGCUCACUGAUGGUCUAAAAAGGUAUGGGAAAAGCGAAGGUGUGACGUGGGCUUGGGACGAGAUGCAACAGAAGUUCCAAUGUUGCGGUGUGCACAAUUCGACGGAUUUCCUAGGGAAUUUACCCGAAUCUUGUUGUGUUCAGCAAGUGUCCAAUUGCAUCAAAUCAAAGGCUCCAAUUCACACAUCUGGCUGUAUGAUUAAAGCACAAAAUUUCUUCAGUCAACACACAUUGAUAGUCGGGAUUUUGUCAACAGUAGUCGUCACGUUACAAGUGCUGGGCGUUUGCUUUGCGUGUUGUCUUUCGAAGAGUAUACUCAAGGAUUUCCACGAUUUCUACUAC
Messenger RNA from Mesorhabditis belari, 690 nucleotides. The record is from the annotation of a GenBank genome assembly. Lineage: Eukaryota; Metazoa; Nematoda; Chromadorea; Rhabditida; Rhabditidae.